Molecule: messenger RNA, 3416 nt
Organism: Symsagittifera roscoffensis
Lineage: Eukaryota; Metazoa; Xenacoelomorpha; Acoela; Convolutidae
Product: retinoblastoma-like protein 2
Exons: 16
Coding region: 29-3022 (997 amino acids)
Biological process (GO): negative regulation of G1/S transition of mitotic cell cycle; regulation of transcription by RNA polymerase II; cell differentiation
Cellular component (GO): transcription regulator complex; nucleus; chromatin
Molecular function (GO): RNA polymerase II transcription regulatory region sequence-specific DNA binding
Source: RefSeq, a predicted model, not a curated record
UGUUGUGAUAAACUUAUUAAAUAGAUCGAUGGAAAUAGGAAAUUCCGUUUCAUUGGAAACGUUCUACGACAGCUACGGAAACGAAUUAUUAAGCCUUGGCUUAAACUACGCUUUUGUUGAGUGUUGUUACCUAAGAUAUGAUGAAAUCGGUCAUAACUUUGACCUUCAGGGCAAUGAUCUAGUGUGGAUAGUUUGCUCUCUCUACGAACAGUACAGAGAGAGUAGAGAAUGUGGCAAUAUUGGCUUGGAUAAGUUUUUGGUGGUUUUCGCAAUUAGUUUCAGUUUCUCUCAGUUAUUCAAUACCAUGAAUAGUUGGAUGCAAAUGGCUGGUUCAACUUCUAGUUUCAAGGAACACAUGGGCUUACUCGAGCUAACGUUCAAUGUUGAUAUGGUCGUAUUCAAAAAUUAUGAGAGGUUGUUUUCAACUUUGUUCUGCGAGAUGGAGUUUCCUAACUUAAGUGGACAUCAUAUAAAAAGAUUCGAGCUAACUCGUGAGGAGUUAUUCUAUUUCAUAUGGUUACUGCAUAUUCAAAUUAAAGUAUCUUUAAAUGGACUGCGAGGAGACCUUGUCAACUGCAGUCAACUUCUCCUGUGCUGCGUGGAUUUCGUCUACAUGAAUAUUAUGAAUUCGGAAAAUCGUCAUCUCAUCAGUCCUUCUUUUGUAGGUUCCAGUUUGAAAUCAGAGACCAUUAAAUCUAACGAUCUCGGGUUCGGCUCAAAUCAAGCAGCUGUGACCAACUCAGAGUUCUUCGAGGCUAUUUGUUGCAGACGUGGAGGUGGUCACUUGCGAGAAUGUUUCUCCGUGAGACAGCACUGGUUCAGACCAUACUUGGAGAAGAUGGCAGCGGAAGGAGCUUUGACACUUGACGAUGGAAAUCUGAUGUCAAUGUUUUCAUGCAGCGAAAACUACUUUUCCAACAGAAACUACUUGGAAACUAGUUACGAGCUUUUGAUACAGAAAUCCGGGCAACUAGAUGAGAGGUUAUUUGUCAAAGAGGCCAUCAAGCGGGACUUGAAUCUAUCUUCUUUGGUAAAACCCUCGAUUCUAUUGGCUGGUCCUCGUGAUCGAACCAGGAGAAAUCCUCAACAAAGUCAGGGUUCAACUGAGGUGUGUUCUAACCUGGAGGGAGUCAGUAAACUUCAGGCUAUAUUGGUCGGCUUCUCCAAUAUGCCACUGAUGGACCUGAUUCAGAUAUGUAAUGAGUGUUCUGCUAUCACUUUGCAAGAAAUCGAGGACAGAAUUAAUCAAUUGGGCUACCAAUUUGCAAAUCAGCAGUGCCAACAGACAACUGGAAGUAAUUUGGUCAAUCUGCAGCUCUACUUCUCCGAGACUCUCUACUACAAACUACUGCAUACAAUGGUGCUGUCAGAAACGAAGCGAAUCAAGUGCUCCUCUUCGCCUUCUAAGCUGUUCAUUUUCGACCUGCUUCACAGAGAGAAUUUUCACAAAAGUUUGUUCGCAUGCUGCAUUGAAAUUGUCCUCACUAGCUAUGGCUCCAAAAAUUUAUUUCCAUGGAUUCUGGAAGUGUUCACUUUGAAGCCCUAUCACUUCUAUCGGGUCAUUGAAGUGGUCAUCAAACAUGAGGAGGGUCUAUCAAGAGACGUGAUCAAACAUUUAAAUUGGGUGGAGGAGUCGAUAUUGGAAGAGCAUGUGUGGCAGAGUGACUCGCCGCUCUGGAUAGACAUUGAACAGGCAGCUGGCGAGCUGCCUUCGGGUUUUACAGGAGUUCCCAGGUGCAUUGACGUCCUGCUUCCGAACCAGAUGUCCAACUCAACUAGUGCAGCUCUCAAGAAUAGGGUCCAGAACAAGCUGCAGGGAUCUGAAUCAGUAAGAGCUGCUAAUACUAUGAAGCUCGUGACAUCUUCAGGACAAACGUUGAUUUCGUUGCCUUCUACUUCAACGAACUCAUUGGGUACUUCAAAGUUAAUCGAUCAGCUUAAUCAAAAUCAAUUGACAAUGAAUCCAUUAAAUGCGACGUCCUCUCAAUUGAGUGGUGUUUCUCCUACAAAAAUGACGCUAGACAAACCGAGAAAAACUGGGGCGCUGAGUUUAUUUUUCCGCAAGGUAUACCUUUUAGCCAGUGUUCGUAUUCGGCAACUCAUGGCUGGAUUAGAAGCAACAGAUCCCCAAUCGGCCAAUCAGAGUUCAGAUUCCCAAUCUUCUACAAGUAGCAGCUCUUCGGCAGCUGUGAACGAAGAGUCCAAUGAAUUGAAGAAAAUCUGGGCCGUGUUCGAGAACUGCAUGGUACUGAGUUCUGAAUUGCUGGUUAACAGACAUUUGGAUCAAGUGAUUUUAGCGACUGUUUACCUCGUGGGAAAAGCUCUGAGUAAAAAGUGGACGUUUGAGAAAAUACUGGGUGUGUACAGGUUUCAGCAACAAGCCAACAGGAGGACAUACAGGAGAGUUUUGAUAGCCUACCUCCAAACAGCCGACGGAACUUUUGAAGAAAACAGAGACGACAUUGCGGUAUUUUACGACCAAAUCUUCGUUCCAAAUUGCACAGAUUAUGUUGAGCAGUUUUUGUCAAAACAUUCGUACAGUGCGACCAAACCGCAUGCUGCUUCCGGACUUAUACCCAAUAAAACCUGUCUGGAUAAAAAUACCUGUGUGAUUCCAUGCCACAAAGGGAAACCACUGGCUGCCCGGAAGGUGUGUCUCGAUCACAACUUCUAUUUGAUGCCGCAUCGAGAUGAAGAUGAUAAAAGUGCCUAUCAGAAGUCGAACACUUUGACUUAUAGAUUCUCAAUCUGUCCGUCCAAGAAGUUGGACGAAUUUAAUUCCUACAUUCAAUCGAAGGAAAUGUCCAAAAAGUUGAAUCCUACUGCAUCCGCUUCAUCCUUUAAGUCCAAAUAUUUGCAGUCACCCCACACUUCAAAAGGCCAUCUUUUUGGACUGAACGAGAAAGUGAACUACUUCAAGCGAAGCAUGUCUAGUUCCUAUCAACAUAUCGGCUCAAGCAGUAAAGAUGCAAGACUUUCUUCUUCUGUUUUGCCGAAUAGUUUCGAAAACAGACAAACGUAAAUGAUUUCAACGGCUAGAUUUUUAGAAGUUUAUUAUCGAUCAGAAAUCGAUCAUCACAUCUUCCAACUUUAAUACAGCUCCAUGGAGGUUCAGAGGAAUUGGAUUGUUACGCCAUUGCUUGGCAAAAGAAAUGAUCAAGGCAACAUCCAGCCUAAUUUUCCUCAGUUUCUAUGGCGCAGUGUUUAAAUGGUGUAUAUUUCCAUUGUAGUAAGCCAUGAAGGUGCUCAAAUGGAUUUGAUAAUUUAAAUGCGUCACAGAAAAGUGCAAUUCUAAUUACUUGAUUUCUAUAACUGAACUGUUGUUUUUGUUGAUUUAACCCAAAGGGAUAAACGAAAUUUAAGAAACUAAAUAAAAAAGUUGUCAGAUUGGUAGCUCGGAAAAGAACGCAGUAGAA